ACACAGUAGCACUUUGACACAAAGAUACUGAAAAACAUAUAAAAAGAAAACCAUUUCAAAAACACUCCAAGUGAAUACUACAAGACUUUGAUUUUGAGCGUUUAUUUAGGGCAAUUCCAAACCUCUUUACACAAACAUCUUCAAAACAAGAAAAAACCUUUACGAUUAAAUAAAAUUCUAAACUAACUAAUGGAAAUACAUAAUAUUUAGAUCCUUUAAGGGGAAAAAAAAUCGAAUCUUUCAAGAUCUGUGAAAACUGCAAUACAAAAUGGAUAAAACUGCCGAACGUCUGGUGAGAUUGGAGGGGGUGGAGCGAAUGCUCCAGAUGUCCAUGGAGCGCAUAAAGAUUGCAAUGAUCAUUCCGAAACUCUUGGAGAAUCCCGAGGAGCUCAAGCGUGUGCUGAAGGGCACUCGGUAUGAGGAAGUCCUCGAACCCAUCGACAACAUGAUCCAAUACCUCGGCAAGCAGACAGGACGCUCUAAGCUGCCACACGAUCACACCACCAUGCGGAUCGUGGACUUCUUUCUGGUGAAUCACCGCAUCCAUCGGUUCUUUCCGCAUCUGAUGCGCUCGCUGGAGGAUCGCGAUCGCCAGCUGCUAGCUGCCUUCCACUUUCUCCUGGAAAGCGCCCACAUGCACCUCCAUCGAUCCUCCCGAAGCGAGAUUACCAAGGAAAGAAAGCUGCAUGCCAUCUACCAUCAAAACGUCGAUAUUCAGAAGAAAAUCAAGGAGCUUAAGGCCAGUCUGGCCUUUCAGAAGGUUAUUGGAAAGUGGAAGACGGCCGCCAAAGGCAUCUACUUGAUGAAGGUAGAAGAGGACUUGGCCAACAAGAAGUGGCAAAAUAAUGUGGCUAUUCAGAACGAAAUUGAAAAGUGCAACAGGACCAUGAGAAUCUACCACAAGGGAAGCCUGGACCGACAAAAGGAGCUGGAGGAAGAGCUGAACGCCGCCCGGGAGGCCUACGAAAAGAUGACCCACAAGCAUCUGCGUGAAGAGAUGGAAUUGAGAAGUGAAAAAAACAAGCUUCUUUUGCAACUUCAAAGUAUACUUAAGAAGUAUGAUGUGAGCCUGGGCGAGAAGAUGCGUGAGAACAUAGAGCAGGAGGACCAGUACUUGGAAGCCAAGAAGGCCCUCGACGAAUUCAUGGUCCUAUACCGCCAGGAGGAGCGCGUCUACAAGGCCGUGGUGGUGAAGCGAGAGGAAGAGGAGCGUCGUGUCCAGCAGCAGAAACUGGUGAUUUUCAUGAUGAACCGGGCGGCGGCCAAGAUCCAGAAAUAUUGGCGCAAAUGGAAGAAGGAGCAGCGGAAGAAGAACAAGCGAAUGGCCAAGAAGGGCAAGAAGGGGAAAUAGUGAAUCUUCUCUAGUUUACACACACCUCUACAUUUGUAUUUUUAGUUUGUACUUAACUGUACAUUUGUAGAGUUACCAACAAUAAUAAAGAGUUUCAACAAAAA
Messenger RNA from Drosophila bipectinata, 1455 nucleotides. RefSeq names its product dynein regulatory complex protein 10. Lineage: Eukaryota; Metazoa; Arthropoda; Insecta; Diptera; Drosophilidae. The record is from RefSeq and is a predicted model, not a curated record. Gene Ontology annotation, molecular function: protein binding.